UUCCAGCUCCGGCGAAUCGUCUCCGUUCCAGCGCCGGCCCUGGCCCUGGCCCCCGGCCCCGGCCCCGGCCCCAGCGGUGGGUGAGUGGGAAGGCGGGGUGGGGAGAAGCGGGCGAUGCGAUGCAAGAGCGCAGGCAGGCGCUGGACUUCGCGCUGGGCGGCGCGGCGGCGGCCGGAGCCUGCGUGCUGACCAACCCGCUGGAGGUGGUGAAGACUCGGAUGCAGCUGCAGGGCGAGCUCCGCGCCCGCGGCUCUUACCCCCGGCUCUACCGCAACGCCUUCCACGCCCUGGCGCUGAUCGGCCGGGAGGACGGGCUGCUGGGGCUGCAGAAGGGGCUGGCGGCCGCCAUCCUCUACCAGGCGCUGAUGAACGGGGUCCGGCUGGGCGCCUACUCGCAGCUGGAGGCGCUGGGCUUCACCCGGGAGCAGGGCGGCAGGGUCAGCACCGCCUGCAGCAUCGCGGCCGGGGCGGCCGCUGGAGCCAUGGGCGCUGUGGUCGGCAGCCCGGCCUAUCUGGUAAAGACACACCUACAAGCCCAGUCAGCAGCUGUCAUUGCUGUGGGACACCAACAUAACCAUCAGGGAGUCAUCACUGCCUUCUUGACAAUCUACAGACAACAAGGGAUUCUGGGUCUGUGGCGAGGGGUCACUGGUGCUGUUCCUAGGGUGAUGGUUGGAUCUGCGGCGCAGCUCGCUACAUUUGACUCUGCCAAGCAAUUAGUUAAGGACCAGCAGUGGUUCAGCAAUGACAGCUGGUUGGUCGGUUUGACUGGAGGAAUGAUGAGCAGUGUUGCUGUGGUGAUCACCAUGACUCCUUUUGAUGUCAUCAGUACGCGACUCUACAACCAACCAGUAGAUGAGGUUGGCAAGGGGAAGCUUUACAAAGGAUUCUGGGAUUGUUUGCUGAAGGUCUCAUGUAAGGAGGGCAUCCUGGGUCUGUACAAGGGAAUUGGACCUGCCUACUUCCGCUUGGGCCCACACACGGUUUUCAGCCUGCUAUUCUGGGACGAACUCAAGAAACUAGCCUACCCUGACUACCAAGAGAAAAUCUGAGUCACCCACGACAGAUACUGAGUGGUAUGUAAUGCGGUGAAACCUCCAAUAGAAACAGAGGGGGGCGAAUGGUCACCACCAACUUUGGGCCAAAGGAGUUGGCAAAACCUGCCUGUUGAGUCUCUGAUGAUGACCAAGAAGAGGGUGUUUCUGCCCAAAGGUUAGAAAGAGAGUCCGUUUUUCCUCAAAGUACACUGGAGCAGUGUGAGUGCAAUCCCACUCCGUUCUACUCAUCUUCCUCACACUUCAACUGCCUCAUCAACUAUUUGGUGGAGUGAGUGAUUGCUACAGACAGUUAUGAAACUCAGUGAUGGCCCUAUGCCCAAGACACCAUUUGCACCCUGUGGUGAUAAGGAAGCUUUGGUAACAGCAAUGGUGGGCCAAUUGGAAGAACAUUAUCACAUGGAUAGACUAGUCCAUACACUGGUCUUGGAGCAACAUCAGAAAUAAAUUAGGAAUUAAUUCGUAAAACAUCACCUUAUGUUUAUCUGUCGACCUGUACCUUUCUGUCCCACCAUUCAGAUCCACGUUGAAGUCUGGCUCUGGGCUUCUUGUCUUCACCCACCACUCCCCACCUGCUGCUUGGCACAGAUCCAUCUUUCUCUAACUGUGCAGUCUUAGCUUCCAUAUUUUAUAAUUCCAUUGUAAAAUUAGUGCAAGUGUUGCCACAUCUCUUUUCCUUGUUCCUUGUCUCCUUUGAAUACACAGCCCACCUUUCAGCUUUUCACUACCCUAGCACACUGCUUAGCUGUCUGGCUUUAUAAAAAUGUUUUCAUUUGUUUGCGUUCAUCAAUUUGUGGGAUGUUAGUGCUGGCAUCAAACACUCCUGGGUCAUAUCCCUCUGCACUGCCCCCCCCCCAACAUAGCCAGGUGAUCAAAAGCACAGAUUAGGUGCAGAGUAAAGGUCUCUGUAAGACAUUAGCAUCACAGGUUGAAUGUAGAGUAAAGCUCCAGACACAUCCUGACACUUUCCAAAUUCAGAAAAACACUGUUGUGGAAUUCUCACAUUUCUUACACUUUCUACCUGUCGCUUCUCUUAAUGGGGUGGCCAAGUUGGUGUUGAAUUAGGGAUGGUUUUGUUCUGUGGACCCAAUCCCACCAAGAUUGCUCCCAUCAUAUUUCAUGGGAGGACCCAUGUAACAGUCUGAGACUGGUUGUGAACAGCAGCCUCAAUGUGUGUUGCACAAGUGGGACCUAGAACAGAAACCCUAAAUCAAGUUUUGUACAUUUUUUUUUACAUUCAACACUUAACUGUAAUGAACUAGAAUUCAAUUUGAGGCUAAAAGCACGGAGACUUUACCUAAUUUGAGAAUGAGUGAGGAAAAUACAUAAGAUAUACAACUGUCAACAUCUAGAGCUCAUGCUCUUCACAGUCCUGGGAUCUGACCCUGUGGUAACUUCUGGUUUUUGGUUUAUGACUCAAAUGUACCAUUAGAAGGAUCCAUGGUUAGCAAUGACUUUGAGCUCUGAACCAUGAACAAUCUUUGAGUUAAAGCAUCGGUCAUUUGCUGAAGUUGAGAGACCUACAGCUGCAAUGUUAGACCAUGGGGCUCCUGCCUCACAGUAAUGAUGUAUUUCAAUGAGUUGGACCAAAACUGUAUCGAACUAAACGAACGGAAUGGAAUCUCCAAUAGAAGUACAAUGAUACCAAGCCUGCUGUUUCAAACCAUGUAUUGAUUGUGCCUGUAAGGGAAAAAAACAGUUAAUUUGAAUUGUGUACUAGCAUCUAAAUGGUUUAAUUUCCUAGCAAAAGUGCCUUUUAUUGUGAUCUAUUUAAACUAGCACUUAAUCUUGUCACACCUGGAUAAGGUGAAAACUGCCCAUCACGAUGCCUAAAUGAUCACUCUAAGCCUGCCAACACUGUAUAACUGCCUGCACUGUGGAUCACUAACCCUGCUUUCAUUAGGGAUCGCUUUGAUCCCUGGAGAUCACUCUGACCCUUUGUGCCUUCCAUUGUGUUUCUGUAACACUGCAAAAAAAAAAGCAAAUUAAAUAAAUUAAGAGUUGUGAA
Carcharodon carcharias (great white shark) is the source of this 3063-nucleotide messenger RNA. Its product is annotated as solute carrier family 25 member 35-like. The transcript has 5 exons. Bases 120 to 1052 code for a protein of 310 amino acids. NCBI's taxonomy places the organism in Eukaryota, Metazoa, Chordata, Chondrichthyes, Lamniformes, Lamnidae. The record is from RefSeq and is a predicted model, not a curated record.